Molecule: messenger RNA, 2961 nt
Organism: Entamoeba histolytica HM-1:IMSS
Lineage: Eukaryota; Evosea; Mastigamoebida; Endamoebidae
Exons: 3
Coding region: 1-2961 (986 amino acids)
Source: RefSeq, a predicted model, not a curated record
AUGAAAGAAAAUAAAAUUCAAGUUGAGUCGCGAAAUGGCCUUUUCCUGCCAAAAUUACCUCCUAAAAUAAAAGAAAUAAAUGAAACUACUUCAAAUAAAUUUUUUGAAUUAAAAAAAAUGGAAAUGACUGAUGACGCUCUUGGAGAAGUUUGUCAAAUGCUUAAUUGGACUUCAUUUUCUUUUGAUGAGUAUAUGGAAGGAUUAAUAGCUCCUAUUCCGUUGCAACAACCUGUUUAUAAAGAGCCUAAAUUAUCAGAUUUAGUAACUUUAAAUGAAAAUACAGAAGAGAUUGAUGUUAUAUCUCUUCCCGAAAAUUUCUGUCAAAUCCUUGAAGAAGAUUUUUAUUCAACAAAUAAAGUAAAAAAACCAACAAGUUAUCCACCUGCAUUACCUAAAACUAAACAACUUAAAAAUUAUAUUAUUAAAAAAUCAAUGAAAUUCUUGAUUUUUAUGAUUAUUUUUGUUGUUUCAAAAGGUCUUGAACCAAUUGAAGUGGCAACUGAAGAAAAUGGAUGGAAAACUUCCCGUGUUCGGAUUGCACGAAGUUUAGAUAAAGAAGAAUUGAAUAAUACAGUUGAAGAUAAAUACGAUAGAUUUAAUAGAAAUGAAAAUUCAUAUGAUGAUGCAACAUUAAGAUCACGUGUUUACGAAAAAGAAAUGGCUGAAAGAGACAAAUCACAAAUUAAAGCCAGAGAUGAAUAUCGUAAAAGAGCACAUUUAUACAAUGAGAAAUGGAGGAAAACAAAUGUCAAUGGUCAUUGGAGUGGAAAACAAUUUGAUAAUAACAGAGAUAAUUUUAAAGAAAACACAAACCGUUUAACUUCAAGUGGAAUUGAUGUUAGAAAAGAUUCAGGAAUUUCUAUGAACCCUUCUUCAUCAAAACCAAGUCCACAAUUCGCACAACCUUCAUUAGCAUCUCAAUCAAAAAGUAUUAGCGAAAUUACUGCUGAACGACAGGCUGCUAACACUAAUUCUAUUAAUAGCCAAACUUCUAAUUCAUUAAAUAAUACUAGUAAUACUAAUAAUAAUUCUAACCAAUUAUCUAAUACAACAAACAAUACUAAUCUCAAUAAUAGUACACAAUUAAACAACAAUGGAACACAAUUAAAUAAUAGUACACAAUUAAAUAAUGGAACACAAUUAAACAACACUACACAACUAAAUAAUGGAACACAGUUAAAUAAUGGAACACAACUAAAUAAUGGAACACAGUUAAAUAAUAGUACACAGUUAAAUAAUAGUACACAGUUAAAUAAUAGUACACAACUAAAUAAUAGUACACAACUAAAUAAUGGAACACAACUAAAUAAUGGAACACAACUAAAUAAUGGAACACAACUAAAUAAUUCAAAAAGAUCGAGUAAUAUUAUGCAAUCAAAAGGUACAACUAAUUUAAACAAUUCAAAUAUAUUAAAUAAUUCCUCAAAUAAAAUUUCUUCUGAUGGAAAUGGAAAUGUAAAAAAUAACAACAAGAGAGCUGUAAAUAAUAAUAGCAUUGGUAUGAAUGGUAUUCAAGAAUCUAACGUUACACCAUUUGGAGGAUAUGCUAAUAAUAAAGUGAAUGGAAAAUACAACAGUGAUUCAAAUCAAAACAAAAGUCCUGGUAGUCUUAUUAAUGAAUUUAAUAGAAAUAACCCGACUAACAUUAUUCCUAGAGAUAAACAAAAAGAAACUAAUGAAUUAAAUAAAAACAACCAAGAGAGUAGUGGAAAAGGAACAAGUAAAAACUACUCAAAUAACCAAAAUAGAAACAAUAAGUAUAACAAUGAACAGAGCAAUUCUAAUACAAAGAAUAAUGAAAAAUAUAAUACUCAGUUAUCAAAUAAUCAUUAUAAAACUCAAGACCAAAAAAAUAAAAAUGACAAUAACAAAAAAGAAAUGGAUCCAAACAAUAAUCCUGUUAUAAAUGAAAUUGACAGUAUCAUCAAACAAAAUGCUCAAACAAAUAAUGAGAAUGUUAAAAUGAUGAAACAUGUGAAAAAAGAUUUGGAAAAAGAAACUGAAAAGACUAGAGCUAAACAUAAAAGAUCAGAAGAAUGGAAAAAAACUCAAAAGUUAUUGGGAAAGACAAACCAACUUAUAGGAACAAUAAACAAAAUGGAAGAAGAAAAGAGUAAAACCAAAAAACAACAAAAUGAAGAAAUAGUACCAAUUCUUUAUAAAAAUAAUGGUCCACAUGCAAAUGAUCCAAAAUAUAAAUCUGGAUAUAAUAAUCAAUUAAGACAUGCUCAUGACAACCAAAACGAAAAUAAUGAACGGGCAGAUAAACUUUAUGAGGAAUAUCAAAGAAAAUUCUUCCCAUACCGAAAGGCUCAUAAAAGAGUAAGGGGAUGGGUUAAUAAUGCACCAAGAAGUAAAUAUAGACCUAAACCAAUAUAUUAUAGAAAAUAUAAAAGAGUAGUAAAACAAGUAAAGCCAGUUCAAUAUGACUAUUAUACAGAAGAAUAUAAUCCAAGAAUUGACCCUAAGAUGACAUCAUUUUUAAAUGAUGAUAGCUGGAAGAAAAGAAUAGAUAUGGAAUGGAAAAGAAAAAUUUCACAAAAAUUCCAAACAAACGAACAUGAAGAAAUAAAAAAAGAUAUUCACACAUUAGAAAUAGAAGAAAAAAAAGCAUUAAAAGAAAUUAAAAAGAAAAUGAAACAAGCUGAAAAAGAAAUUGAAAUUAGAAGUAGUGCAUUAAGAAAACAACUAAUGAAAGAAAGAGAACAAAAUGAAUUAAAACUACAACGUAUGUUAAAUAAGAAAGCAAAAGAAUUUGCUGUUCAACGUAAUGAAUUAAAAAAAGAAUUUAAAAAAACAAUGUUAAAGGCAUUUAAAAAAGUACAAAUGAAUUACAUCCAAAAUGAAUCAAAUUUUGUUGAUUAUGCAAAAGAAAUUAAAACAUUAAAACUAUUAUCUUCAAAGGUAUUGAAAAAUUUAAAAAAUGAAGAUGAAGAACAACCUAUUUCAUUAAUAAUUUAA